This is a messenger RNA of Colletotrichum destructivum, 1816 nucleotides long. Its product is annotated as Putative zn(2)Cys(6) fungal-type DNA-binding domain-containing protein. Lineage: Eukaryota; Fungi; Ascomycota; Sordariomycetes; Glomerellales; Glomerellaceae. Gene Ontology annotation, molecular function: DNA-binding transcription factor activity, RNA polymerase II-specific; zinc ion binding. Gene Ontology annotation, biological process: regulation of DNA-templated transcription. The transcript is spliced from 4 exons. The coding region runs from base 111 to 1412 and encodes 433 amino acids. The record is from RefSeq and is a predicted model, not a curated record.
CUCCUCUCUCGCCAAGUCAGUUGAUCCGCCAGCUUGAAAUUUCUAGCCAGUGGGUGGUGAUUUCACUCCUUUUUCCUCUUCAUUACUUAGAAACGGUGCAUAUCACGACGAUGUCGAAGAGGUUGGCUCUGCUACUACCGGCAGGAAACGGCGGUGGUCGGUCUUCUGUUGACUCUUCCCGCGAAGAACACUCGAAAAGAAAACGAGUCAGCACAGAUACUGCUUGCAAUGCAUGUCGGCGCAGAAAAACACGCUGUGACGGAACAUGCCCGGCUUGUGCAGCUUGCCGCAAACGAUCAACCGAGUGCAUAUACGUCGAGAAGAAGGAAUCGCCGAGGCUUGAACAACCACUUGAGGUUUCUCAAGAAGUACUCGAGCUUUUGAGAUCUGCGUCAGAGCCUCAGGCCUUCGGGAUGCUGCGGAUGCUACGAGCAAAUGACGACUCAAACUCCGUUCUGAAUACCAUCAACGGUGGCAUGGAUGGAAUGACGUGGCCGUUCGAUCAUGGUAUAGGCCGUGCAACUCUCCCGACCCAGUUACCUUUAGAAUUUGAACUGAUGGUCAAAAACCCUGUCGCGUAUCCCGCUCCGCGUCAUGCCCCUCUAAGGGCGUCAGAAUGUCGCAUGCUUCUCGAACCAAGCAGGCUCCGUCGAUCGAAAUCUCUCGGGCAUUACUACUGCUCCCGUCUGUCACCCUUUGAUCAUGCUGACCUCCGAAGCGGACUGCGAUCGGCCGAAAAUUAUGGUCAACAUCUGAACUAUCCAUUCGAGGAUGGCACUACGACGAAGCCGACUAAUAGCGCGCCUCCUUGUGACAACGACAACACAUUUCACUUGGAAGCUCCUCCUAGUGAAACUCCCGAGAGGAGUAGGAAAUCAAUCCCCGUCCUGUGCGACGAGCGCCUCAGAAAGCUCAAGAUCGAUUUUUGGACCGACGUUCCGGUCACCGACGACUUCGCCGCGAGGGUUAUAUCGCUCUAUCUGACGACCGAUCAUCCGCUUCUAGGCAUAUUCGAUCCACAUCUCUUCAUUACCGAUCUUGUCGGCCAACGGCAAAAGUAUUGUUCUCGACUCCUCGUUAACGCCUUAAUGUACUGGGGCUGUCAAAUGUAUACUGCCAUCGAGGAAAAGACAGUCCAUUAUAUCGAGCCAUUCUGCAAAGAAACGGAGAGGCUUUGGCUCCUUGAGAAGGAUAACACCAGCAUCCUUAACGCUGCAAGUGCGCAACUGUUAAGUUUGUCUUAUCUGGGCCACGGCAAAGAUCAUCACGUACUCGAAUACCUCGCUGUCGCUCUUCGAAUGGGCACACGCUUGUCCCUGUUCGGCGUAGAGGCACCCCAAGCUAAGAAAAACCUUGAACGCAUGUCUCGAGAAACAGUGACGAGCAGUCCAGGCAGGCUACAAGAGGAGUGACCACGACCAGAGAGGCUAGUGUUUCUGGACAUAUGCGUAUGUUCAACGGAACUGCUUUGUGGCAGGCUGAACACAGAGGAACACAAGCCGUAACUGUGUGACGAUGGAGGCUAUGGAGGCCUACAGGUUAGUCGGAAAGGAGGAGAUCGUCGAACUUGGUUGUCUUCAAACCCGCGGGGCGGUGAACCUGAGAGGACUGGAUGAGCUGGGGCGAGACGGCAAUGGAUGUGGAGCGGUCCAAUGGACUGGAUGUUACGAUGUUGGGUGCAGCGUCCAUUAUCAAUCGAAACGGUGUCACAACUAUUUCCCUAAGCAGAAGUGGAAUACUGCUAGAGUGGCAGAGCCACUGAUGUUGUUUCUCAGUCAGAGAGCCGGUACGAACGGCUGGCCAGACCCUAAAGGGC